AUGUUACAUUUACGGUGGCUUGGAAUACUAUUUAUAAUUGCUGGAACAAAUGGACUUUACGACUCAUCCUCUGAUGUUGUUCAGUUGACACCGAGUAAUUUCGAAAAAUUUGUCACAAAUUCAGAGGAAGUAUGGAUUGUUGAAUUUUUCGCUCCAUGGUGUGGACAUUGUAAAAAUCUGGUUCCUGAGUAUAAAAAAGCUGCUAGAGCUCUGAAGGGUAUAGUUAAAGUUGGAGCUGUAGAUGCCGAUCAAUAUAAGGACCUCGGUCAGAAGUAUGGAGUUACUGGAUUUCCAACUAUUAAAAUAUUCACUGGUAGCAAACACACACCUUAUCAAGGACAAAGAACUGCAGAUGCUUUUGUUGAUGCUGCUUUAAAGGCUGCUAAGGACAAAGCAUAUGAAAACUUAGGAAAGAAAGCUGGUGGAUCAAGUUCUGAUAAGUCAGAUGUUAUCACCUUGACCGACAGCAAUUUCAAAGAGAUGGUUCUGGAUAGUGAAGACAUGUGGCUUGUGGAAUUCUAUGCACCAUGGUGUGGACACUGCAAAAACCUGGAACCCCAUUGGGCCAAGGCAGCUACUGAACUUAAAGGCAAAGUGAAACUCGGAGCAUUAGAUGCAACUGUACAUCAAAUGAUGGCUUCACGCUACCAAGUACAAGGAUACCCAACUAUUAAACUCUUCCCAAGUGGCAAGAAAUCUAGCGACUCUGUGGAAGAUUAUAAUGGAGGCAGAACUUCUAGUGACAUUGUUAGCUGGUCCUUAGAAAAGCUUGCUGAAAAUGUACCACCACCGGAUGUAUUGCAGAUAGUAGAUGCAGAAGUUAUGAAGGGAUGCAGUGAAAAGCCUCUAUGUGUUGUGUCUAUUCUGCCCCACAUUCUCGACUGUAAUGCGGCUUGUCGCAACGACUACAUCUCCAUAUUAAAGAGGCUUGGUGACAAGUAUAAGAGCAAGAUGUGGGGUUGGGUGUGGUCGGAAGCUGGAGCACAAUCAUCGCUUGAGGAAUCUCUAGAGAUGGGUGGUUUUGGUUAUCCUGCGAUGGCUGUUGUCAAUGCUAAGAAGCUGAAAUUCUCAACUUUGCGAGGUUCCUUCUCAGAAACUGGAAUCAACGAAUUUUUAAGAGAUCUUUCAUUCGGGCGCGGGCAGACUGCUCCGGUUCGAGGCGCAGAAAUGCCCAGUAUCUCUAAAAUUGAUGCUUGGGAUGGAAAAGAUGGGGAACUUCCACCAGAAGAGGAUAUUGACCUUUCGGACGUCGACCUCGAUAAGGACGAGCUAUAG
Leptosia nina is the source of this 1275-nucleotide messenger RNA. The record is from the annotation of a GenBank genome assembly. Lineage: Eukaryota; Metazoa; Arthropoda; Insecta; Lepidoptera; Pieridae.